AUUUUAUUUUCUUCAGCUAGAGUUUUGGCCAAAGUAAUGAGCCAAGAACGCAAAGAAGGUAGAUCGUCGCCGCCAUAUAUUGAUUUCUUUGAAACCCUGUUGGUUGAGGAAUUGGCGCUGGAACCCAACUACCUGAAGCUCCACUACGGCAAGUGCGCAGUUAUAGGACGACUCACCGUGGUGUCGGAUAAAUACGGGCUCGAAAACGUGCGUGUAAAGAGUUUGCCAGAGGAGUGUUCAUUGCCCGAAGGCAUUCUGUCCGUGCUGCUGCUGGGCCUGGACAUCGCCAAGGCCAGCGAACUGAACCUGAGCAGCGGCUGCUAUUGCAUUGUGCGAGGCGAGGUGGUGCUGUGCUGUGUACAGUUCCCCAACAGUCCCACACUGACGACAGGCGGUGUGUUUAACUUGUUGCAGGCUAUGGGCGACGACGAGGCUGCCCGCAAGAAUUAUCUGGAAGAGCUGCAUAAGACUCACAUACCGGCUAUCGACGUGUGGUUCGCACAGCCCGUCGAAAGUUUCGAGGAGCUCAUAGACCGCAGGCUGCAGAUCAAACAACUGAGUCUCCACGACAGCCACUCUUUGAGGCUAGACACACGGGUGGCCCGCCUUUCGAUCUGAGCAGCAACUGGACCAGCAUACAGG
This is a messenger RNA of Drosophila persimilis, 642 nucleotides long. RefSeq lists its product as uncharacterized. The transcript is spliced from 3 exons. The record is from RefSeq and is a predicted model, not a curated record. Lineage: Eukaryota; Metazoa; Arthropoda; Insecta; Diptera; Drosophilidae. Bases 37 to 618 code for a protein of 193 amino acids.